AAAUCGGUCUCCGAUUUGCUUAACCGAUUCGGUCCGAAUUGCUGGGUUAGGCGUCUGAUUUUUUUUUUUUUCCAGUCACUAAUUACUUUAUUUUUUCAGCAGUAGUAGUAAACAUUGGAUUGAAGGUCACUUAACUCAAAAAAAGCCCAUGAGCUAGAGUAAUGAAAUGUUAAUUUUGAAACGAGCUUGUCUCUUCAAACCCAGAUUUGUCACUAUACGAACAAGCUCUUCUUCUUCUUCAAGCUACAUCGAUCGUCAUAUUAGUGUCAUUCUCUGCGAUAAAGUUUCGAGCUUAGAAUCUCUGCGUAGACACAACGCUCUUACCAUCACAGGAGGAAAUUCAGACAAUAUCUUCGUUGCUUCGAAGCUGAUUUCAUCUUACGCUUCUUACGGGAAACCCAAUUUGUCUUCCACAGUCUUUGAUUCGGUUAGUCGAAGAGAUGUGUUUCUAUGGAAUUCGAUUAUCAAAGCACAUUUCUCCAAUGGAGAUUACCCUCGAGCGUUGGGUUUCUUCUUCUCAAUGCUGUUGUCUUGCCAAUCGCCUGAUCAUUUCACUGUUCCGAUGGUUGUCUCUGCUUGCGCGGAGCUCUCGUGGCUUGGUGUUGGGAGUUUCGUUCACGGAUUAGCUCUGAAACACGGUGGUUUUGAUCGAAGCUGUGCAGUGGGAGCCUCCUUUGUUUAUUUUUACGCCAAGUGUGGGCGUUUAGAAGAUGUGUGUCUUGUGUUCGACGAAAUGCCUGAGAGAGAUGUGGUUGCUUGGACUGCGAUUAUAUCUGGGCAUGUGCAGAACGGAGAGAGCGAAAGAGGUUUGAAGUAUCUCUGCAAAAUGCACAGUGUUGGUUCUGAUGGUGAAAAGCCGAAUCCCAGGACAUUGGAAUGUGGAUUCCAAGCUUGUGCAAAUUUAGCCUCUUUGAAGGAAGGAAGGUGUCUUCAUGGACUUUCCGUCAAAAAUGGUUUAGAUUCUUCCAACAUUGUCAAGUCUUCGAUUUUUUCGUUGUAUUCAAAAUCCGAGAAUCCAACAGAGGCUUAUCUUUCUUUCCGUGAUCUCGGUGAUAAAGAUAUGUUUUCAUGGACAUCGAUUAUAGCUUCACUGGCGAGAUCAGGGAACAUGGAGAAAAGUUUUGAUAUGUUUUGGGAAAUGCAGAGAAAGGGAAUACAACCAGAUGGGGUUGUCAUUAGUUGUUUGAGUAAUGAGCUGGGUAAGAUGAUGCGUGUGGCUGAAGGUAAAGCCUUUCACGGAUUUAUCAUAAGGCAUUGUUUCACUUUAGACGGUACAGUUUGCGAUUCAUUGUUGUCUAUGUACUGCAAAUUCGAGCUUCUGUCGGUGGCUGAGAAGCUUUUCUGUAGUGGAGAAGGAAAUAAAGAAGCUUGGAAUACAAUGGUUAAAGGUUAUGGUAAAAUGAAAUGCAACGUGAAGUGUAUCGAGUUAUUUAGAAAGAUUCAGAAUCUUGGAAUCGAAGUUGACUCUGCUAGCUUGGCCUCUGUCAUAUCUUCAUGUUCCCACAUAGGAGCGGUGCUAUUGGGAAAGUCGUUGCAUUGCUACGUUGUCAAAACUAGCUUAGAUCUUACCACGUCAGUGGUCAAUUCCCUCAUUGAUUUGUAUGGAAAGAUGGGAGAUUUGACUGUUGCUUGGAGGGUGUUUCGUGAAGGACAUAAGAACACUGUCACUUGGAACGCAAUGAUUGCAUCUUAUGUUCACUGUGAGCAAUUCGACAAAGCCAUUGAGCUGUUCGAUAAAAUGAUCUCUGAGAGUUUCAAACCCAGCUCAAUUACUUUGGUGACUGUGCUUAUGGCUUGUGCCAAUACUGGAUCUCUGGAGAGAGGGCAAAAGAUUCAUCAGUACAUCACUGAAACAGAGCACAGCAUGAAUCUUUCUCUUACAACUGCUUUGAUUGACAUGUACGCGAAAUGUGGACGGCUUGAAAAGUCACGAGAACUAUUUAACGCUGCAAAUCAAAAGGAUACAGUUUGUUGGAAUGUGAUGAUCACAGGGUACGGAAUGCAUGGAAAUGUUGAAUCGGCCUUGGAACUUUUUCAGCAGAUGGAAGAGUCUGGUAUCAAACCAACCGGGUCUACAUUUCUCGCCCUUCUAUCAGCUUGCGCGCACGCUGGUUUAGUUGAACAAGGCAAAAACCUUUUUCUCAAGAUGCAUCAGUACGACGUGAAACCAAACUUAAAGCAUUACUCUUGCCUCGUGGACCUUCUUUCUCGGUCUGGUGAUUUGCAGGAAGCUGAAACAACAGUCAUGUCAAUGCCAUUCUCACCAGACGGGGUUAUAUGGGGAACUUUGUUGAGCUCGUGCCUGACUCAUGAGGAGUUUGAGAUGGGGAUACGAAUGGCAGAGCGUGCGGUUGCUAGCGAUCCGCAGAACGAUGGAUACUAUAUAAUGCUUGCGAACAUGUAUAGUGCUGCGGGUAAGUGGGAACAAGCGGAGAGAGCGCGAGAGAUGAUGAGAGAAAGCGGAGUGGGGAAGAGAGCUGGACAUAGUGUAGUCUAGUGUGAAUGCCUCAUGACCAUUAUCUUGUUUAUUGGGUGGAGAGAUUCUUG
Molecule: messenger RNA, 2547 nt
Organism: Eutrema salsugineum
Lineage: Eukaryota; Viridiplantae; Streptophyta; Magnoliopsida; Brassicales; Brassicaceae
Product: pentatricopeptide repeat-containing protein At4g39952, mitochondrial
Exons: 1
Coding region: 167-2497 (776 amino acids)
Biological process (GO): RNA modification
Molecular function (GO): RNA binding; protein binding
Source: RefSeq, a predicted model, not a curated record